AUGGUGGAUGAUGUUGUGAUGCACACACUGUCGGUGAGAGAGAACUUAUGGUUCUCAGCAGCUCUUCGGCUUCCAACAACUAUGACAAAACAGGAAAAGAAGGAGAGGAUCAACAACAUCAUUAAAGAGUUAGAUCUGGAGAAAGUGGCAGAUUCCAAGGUGGAAUCUAAAGGAGAAAGAAAAAAGACUAGUAUAGGAAUGGAGCUGAUCCUCAAUCCUCGCAUCUUGUUCCUGGAUGAACCCACAACUGGCUUAGAUGGGAGAACAGCUAAUGAUGUCUUCACACUUCUAAAAAGGAUUUCUCAGCAGGGGAGAACAAUUAUCUUCACCAUCCAUCAUCCUUGCUAUUCCAUCUUCAGGCUGUUUGACAGUCUUACCAUAUUGGCCUCAGGAGAACUAAUGUAUCACGGUCCUGCCCAGAAGGCUUUGGAGUACUUCCAAUCAGCAGGCUUGGUCAGGAAGGAGAUCCCCUAUGUCACUUCCUUCGUCCAUCAGCUCAUUGGCCUCAACAGGCGUUCAUUCCAAAAUUUUACGGGUAAUCCUCAGUACUGGGCAACUUUGAUAAUUUCUACAUUUGUUGUGGGACUGGUUACAGGUGUCAUGUUCAUUUUGCUGAGGGAUAUUUGUUCUGAAAUCCACAAUAGAGCACUGAUGCUCUUCUACCUAAUGUCCUACCAGUGUGGCUUCAGCAAAUGGACGGUGCAGCACUUUGUGCUCCAGAAAAAGCGUUUUGUACAUGAGUCCUCCAGUGGGUAUUACAGAGUGUCAUCUUAUUUCUUUGGAAGUCUUUUGUCUGAUCUACUACUUGAGAUGUUCUUGACAAGUUUUGUAUGUAUUUGUACACUAUACUUCAUAGUCGUAUCCAAGCCAGGAGUAGAGACUUUCUUCAUCAUGUUCUUAACCCUCUUGGCGUUGGGUUUUUCAUCCAUUUCCAUUACCCUGGCCAUAGUAGCAGGACACACUGACGGAAAUACUGCAAUGCGUAUCACGGACUCCUAUUUUACAUUUAUGAUGAUUCUUUUGGGUCUGUCAUUGUAUUUUGGAACCAGGACAACUCAAUUCUCAUGGGUUCAGUACUUCAGCAUUCCUUAUUAUGGCUUUAUGGCUUUGCAGCAUAAUGAGUUUUUGGGAAGAAACUUUUGUCCAUCACUCAAUAUAACAAAUGGCAAUAACUAUCCUGACUAUGUAAUAUGUUUUGGUGAAGAAUUCUUGUUAAUGCAGGACAUGGAUCUCUCAUCUUGGGGCUUAUGGAAGAAUCAUGUGGCUUUGAAUAUUCUGAUAUUUAUCUUUCUCAUAAUUGCCUACGUAAGAAUGUUAUACCUUGAAAGAAAUUCUUAGAUUUCACUUUCAUUUACUGCAAAUUAUUUUCACAUUUAAAAAGCACACUAAUUUACUUUAAGUAUCUAAUCUAUUUUGUCUUUUGAUCAGGAACAAUUAUUUUCAACAGAAAAUCAGAAAACAACAAACUGAAUUAUGCAUCAAAGAACAAAAACCAAAAUCUAAUGAUAUUUCAUAUUGUAAUGAUUUAUCUUACCAGAAUGUAAACAUUAGGAAGAAUUCAGGCUAAUUUAUUGACCUGAAAAAAGAGAACUUGUCUCUAGAAACUCAUAACAACUUUCCAUUUACUCUGGCAUUAAGUUCCCCAUGUACAAAAUGAGUAGACAGGUUAUUAGCCCUCCAGUUUAAAUAGUCUGUGAAUCUACCAUUAAAUAUGAUCUGACAUUAAAUAAAUAAAAUGUGUAAAUGUUGUAUUAGAAAUAUGAAACUUGAAUUAUUCUGGAAAAUCAGUGCUUCUUCUAGAGUAAAAAAAAUUCAUGAAGAUAAAAAAAAUCACGUCUUGGAUAAGGUAAUGGAAGGUGCUGAACUUACAGAUAUCCUCUAGUGGAAUUGUAAAGGUUUAGGGAUCUUAACUGGAACCCUUGGGCUGCAGGUGGAAUUGAGGGCCAGGGUCUGGGGAUGAGGCUCUUGUGCCAUUUCUGGAACAUUCUGCCUCUAAACACUCACUUCAUCUCCUUACAUGUAUCAGUGGUAUAUAAUCUGGCUGCAUCAGAAUCUCCUGAGAGCUUUGCUAAGACACAGAUGUCAGGUCCUGCCCCUCCCACUACAGGAGUACCUGCAGAGGUGCCUCCAUGAAGAACUUGUCAGGGCUGAUUGUGACCCUUUCCAAUGUUCUUUCAGCUCUGAAAAUUUUAUGCUUAUGGUUUAAUAACUUGGAGAUCUAAACAAGAUCUCCCCAACAUUUGUACACUGAAUUUAUUUCAUUUUUUCUCCCUUAAUUCUUUACUUGUAGUAGAGAACUAUUUACCAGUACUAUGAAUGUAUCUUUAAAACUUAUCUUUUAUUGAAGGAAAAUGUAACAAAAAGUACAGUUCAUUGAGUUAGUAUCAAAAUAAGGCACAUGUGUAGCCACCAGUCCAGGUCAAGAAUUAGAAUGUAACCAGCACAGAAUACUCUGCAUGCACCUUCCCAGUCACUGCAUCCUCUUCUUUCCAUGGGAGGCUUUUGAAAUGAUCCAUGUAUGUUCCCCUCUCUUGUUAUCAGAACAUCACUGCUGCUCAGGUUUGUGGGUUAUUUGUUUGUUUGAUUGUUUUUUGUGCAGAGGCACAUUCUUAAGUCUCUCUUACAUUUUUAAUAAGCUUUUAAUAUUUAAAUAAUUUUAUAUUUAUAGAAAAGCUGCAAAGAUAGUGUGAAAAUUUCCCCAUGUGACCUUUGCCCAGAUUCCCUUAAUGUUCACUUUUUAUAUUCCAAGCUUCACCAGUCAAAGAUCAGAAAUGAACCUUGAAACAUCCUUGUUGAUCAAACUGCACAGUUGCUUCAGAUUACACCAUAUUUUUUUCACAAAUAUUAUUUUAUUGUUCUGGAAUCCAAUUCAGGACUCACAAUGUGUCUGGCUCCCCUUUUCAGAAGGAAAUAUAGGAAUGAUGGGAUCUAAGAAAUUGCCAGAUGUAGACCCCUGCUACUGUGGUGUUUUGGAACAUCAUUUAGUCACCACUGAAUACCUUGACAUACUGCUGCAAUGUCAAUCUAGGGACAUGGCUGUUGAUGUUUAUAUUUUCUUUAAAUAAUAUUAUUUAUUUUUAUAAAAUUUGACUAAUGCAUCUUAUAACAUUAUUUUACCAGGUUAUUAUGUAGAUAUCAAGGUCAAUUAAUUUUUUUCUAUUUUUGGUAGAAUUUUUCCUCUAUCUAUAUGAUAGAGUUCUCUAUAUUACACAUUUCAUUAAACAAAAAGGAAUACAUAUCCAUGUUUAUAUACAAUGUACACUGGCCAGUUUAUAAAACAGCCCAAAUUAUCAAUAUCUUCUUUUAAAAUUAUUAACCAUUAAAGUGGACCAUAUCUUAUUUAUUCUUUGCACUAUAAUUGCCUUUUAAUGUACUUUUUAUUGUGGCAACAAACACACAACAGAAUUAUCAUCUUGUUACCUUUUAAUUGAAGGAACAUUAACAAAAUGUGAGUUAAUUUUUCAUAAGCUGAAAAAUAAAAUAUUAGUUUAUAGACAUUUACUUAAGAACAUGUAUGUAUACAUAUGUAAUUUACUUUUUUUCCUUGGAUGUCAGAACUAAUGUAUAAUGGAAGGGAACCAAUCUGUUAUGCAGAAAUAAAUGAAAUGUCAGUUGA
This is a messenger RNA of Ictidomys tridecemlineatus (thirteen-lined ground squirrel), 3616 nucleotides long. NCBI's taxonomy places the organism in Eukaryota, Metazoa, Chordata, Mammalia, Rodentia, Sciuridae. The record is from RefSeq and is a predicted model, not a curated record.